AUGGCACCUAACUCUCCUCUCCCUCUACUGCAAUCUCUCAGCUACUCGAUGGGCAAUCCCGCUACCUCAUCAUCCUCUCUGUGUCCUGUGACCCCGGUCACUUCUCCACACAAGGCGACGGACCCGAAGGACGCCAUCAUGGGCGUCGUUUAUGCCACUUUAGAGGUGUUGCGUGAGGCCAAGCCUCUCGAUCCAUCCAUGGAUCUCGAGUUCUUGAUACGCGAGUUUCUUUCUGCCUUGCAUGAACUUCAUUCUUUCUCAGAUUCCGUAUCACAGAUGCACUAUGCCCGGUUUCAUCAAAAGGCCCAAGUGCACCUCGAUGCCUUUGUACAACCAUCAUGGCUUUCAUGGUGCAGGGAGUUAAUUUCACCUGAGUGGGCUGCUGCUGUCUCAGCGGGCAAGGAACUGAGCCCUCCUCCGGUGACUGAGGCCUCCAUGCACACGCCUUCCGAUACUGGAGAGGUUGCGGCCUCUGGUUCCCCGACCGCUUCCACUGAUUUCGAUGACUUGCUUCCCCUGGCUGUUUCAACAUCUGCUUCUGUAGUAGCUGCGCCAGUUGCUGCUGUGACUGCUGAGGGUGUUCCCGUCCCAAAGUUCGAGUUUCAAGCUCGUGCGGCAAACCCUGUCGCUAUUGACCCUCCUUCCGAUUCUGAUACCGCGGCCAUGGAGGUCGAUAUACCACUGGCUACCAUGGUCGCUAAGCCCCCUUUCGCACUGGGCUCUGGUACCAUUGAGCUUUCCAGUAACGAUGAGGACAACAGCGACAGUGACGAGGUCCAGUACGUGGGUGGCAACAUUCCUAACUUGUCUCCGGCCCACCCGAAGAAGGGUAAGGGAUGCGGCCGCAAACCUGCGAAGCCGUCCGGCACGACUGCUGCAUUCGAGGAUCAGUACGUGCGCAUGCCGGUCCAAACGUUUUGUGAUUGCUCCCUUCCGCCGACGUACCUCCUGCUGUGGCAGAGGCCUUUCAUCACUUGCUUGUGUCUCUACUGUUUAUCCUCCGAGAAGGUCUCACAUGCUAAUGAUUCGGAUGGCUGGCUUUCGCUGAAAAAGAUCUACCGUCGCAAUGGCUGGGCGGUGCCUAAAUCCCCUGAGGCCUCGGUGAUGGUGAAGGCUUCUCGCCACCAGGUUAGAUAUGACCGGAAGAUGCGCGAUGCCAACACCGCUGGAAGCGAGAAGGUGACCGAGCUGGAGUUGCCUCUUAACACUCCCAUUGACGAGUACGAGGUUGCGCUUGCUGCAGUGCCACGUCUUCUUCCGAUCAGCUCCCUGCCUGACAUGCCUGAGACUGAGUCGGAGGUUGAUGAUGCGUCCGACGAGGUUGUAGUAAAGCAAGAGAAGGAAGCCGCUGGUCCUUCACAUCGUAACCUGGCUAUCCCACCGCCUCUGAGUGGUGCGGUCCAUCCACGCCGCCUUUCUAGUUUUCUACUUACACAUUUUCACGCCAGUACCAUCGUCGUCCCGUUGACUAAGGUCCUCAAGCCGCAUUCGUCGAAAAGCAAGUCUCACAUCAAGGGCUCCUCCAAGACCACGACUGUGAAAUUGGAGCCGUCUCGUGCUUCAGCAACCGUCAUUGAGCCUUCUGCAGCUAGCACGCAACUCAAGCAAAUGAUUGAGCUUUCACAGCAGCUCCUCACGGAGAAUCGCAUCCUGAGGGCUCACAGAUCGUGA
Laetiporus sulphureus 93-53 is the source of this 1671-nucleotide messenger RNA. RefSeq lists its product as uncharacterized. The transcript is spliced from 8 exons. The record is from RefSeq and is a predicted model, not a curated record. The coding region runs from base 1 to 1671 and encodes 556 amino acids. NCBI's taxonomy places the organism in Eukaryota, Fungi, Basidiomycota, Agaricomycetes, Polyporales, Laetiporaceae.